GCAACAAAAUAUCCACGCCCGACGGAUCGGAUCAGUUUUGCCAACAAAUUUAGACUAUUAGUGAAUUCAUUUUGAUUCGAGGGAAAAACGACUACUUCAAAACUCUAUCGCUCAGGAGAAAGAAUUAUGGAAGCUAUGUUGCAUGAUAUGGAGCUUAGGUUCGAAGCCAAGUUUGAAGCCAAGUUUGAAGCCAUUGAAUCAAAAAACGCCGAAAAUUUCAACGCCCUGCUCACUUUGCUGUCAUCAAAAGCUGAGAGCAAGAAAGCUUCCGACGCCGACGCCGCCGACAUUGAUAUUGACAACUUAAAGGAAAGAUCAAAGUUUAGUUCGUGUGUAGGCAUGUUCUCCAACGGUGAUGAUCCGUUCGCUUGGAUCACCAAAUCUGAAGUGUAUUUCAAUGUUCAAAAUACUCCUGCCGAUUUAAAAGUCAAUUUGGCUAAACAUUGUAUGCAUGAUGACGUUUCUAAAGCUUUGAUUAAGGAGGGUAAAGAAGAAGCUCCGACUUGGGAGGGACUGAAGGAUGCGUUGCUUAAAAGCUGCAGCGGCGUGAGUGAUGCUGUGAAUAUUUAAGUAACUAUUAGGAUGGUUGUGGCGGGCUAUGUAUGGAUAAGUAGAUUAUUAUUAAGCCUUAAAUGGUUGAUACUCUUUUGUGCUUUUGGAGUAGUUUGAGAAACCCUCUACUACUAUUAUCUUUUUACUAUCAAUAAAAAUACACUCUGUUUCCUAAUUGCAUUUA
Medicago truncatula (barrel medic) is the source of this 736-nucleotide messenger RNA. RefSeq lists its product as uncharacterized. Lineage: Eukaryota; Viridiplantae; Streptophyta; Magnoliopsida; Fabales; Fabaceae. The record is from RefSeq and is a predicted model, not a curated record. The coding region runs from base 127 to 570 and encodes 147 amino acids. The transcript has 2 exons.